GGGCGCGUAACCUGCCGCGGCGGCACCGGCAGCGCCGCUCCGCCCGACACGGACACGCCGCCGCUCGGCAGAGCUGCUGCCGGUGGCCGCAGAGCUCCGCCGCCGCCCCGAGGGACAAUGGUGCCGCGGGCCUGUCGCAGCGCGGGUGCUCGCCCGUUCUUGCUGGCGCUGCUGCUGGUGCAUCUGCCGCAGGGUCGCGGCCACCGAGCCACGGGGCCCCGGUUUUUAAUAAGCGACCGCGACAGAGACCCUCAGUGUAACCUGCAUUGCUCCAGGUCCCAGUCCAAACCCCUGUGUGCCUCUGACGGCAGAACAUACGAGUCCAUGUGCGACUACCAGAGAGCCAAAUGCCGUGAGUCAAGUCUGAGCGUGACACAUCGUGGCCGGUGCAAAGAUGCUGGCCAAAGCAAAUGUCGAUUAGAGAGAGCUCAAGCACUGGAACAGGCAAAGAAGCCCCAGGAAGCAGUCUUCAUCCCAGAAUGCAAUGAGGAUGGAUCAUUCACUCAGGUGCAGUGCCAUACCUACACUGGAUACUGCUGGUGUGUGACACCUGAUGGCAAGCCUAUUAGCGGCUCUUCUGUACAGAACAAAACUCCUGUAUGUUCAGGUUCUGUAACUGAUAAACCAUCAAGCCAGGGUAAUUCAGGAAGGAAAGUUUCUUUUCGGUUCUUUUUAACCCUCAAUUCAGAUGAUGGUUCGAAGCCAACGCCUACCAUGGAAACCCAGCCUAUUUUCGAUGGAGAAGAAAUCACAGCACCAACCCUUUGGAUUAAGCACUUGGUCAUCAAAGAUUCCAAAUUGAACAGCUCCAGUAUAAGAAAUUCAGAGAAAGUUCACUCCUGCGACCAGGAAAGGCAGAGUGCCCUGGAGGAGGCCAGGCAGAAUCCCCGCGAGGGUAUUGUCAUCCCCGAGUGUGCUCCUGGAGGACUCUACAAACCAGUGCAAUGCCACCAGUCUACUGGGUACUGCUGGUGUGUCCUGGUGGACACAGGACGUCCUCUGCCUGGUACUUCCACUCGCUAUGAGACUCCAGUGUGUGAAAGUGAUGCCAGAUCGAAGAGCACAGAGGUUGAUGAUCCAUUCAAGGACAGAGAACUUCCAGGCUGCCCAGAAGGGAAGAAAGUUGAAUUUAUUACCAGCUUACUUGAUGCUCUGACAACAGACAUGGUACAGGCUAUUAACUCAGCAGCACCUACUGGGGGUGGGAGGUUCUCUGAGCCAGACCCCAGCCACACACUAGAGGAGCGAGUGGUACACUGGUAUUUCAGCCAGCUGGACAACAACAGCAGUGAUGAUAUCAACAAGCGGGAGCUAAAGCCUUUCAAACGUUAUGUAAAGAAGAAAGCCAAGCCCAAGAAAUGUGCCCGGCGUUUCACUGACUACUGUGAUCUCAACAAGGACAAGUCGAUCUCGCUUCAGGAACUGAAAGGGUGUUUGGGAGUCCGUAAGGAAGGAGUUCAGUUUAACUUUGUAAUUGUUGUUUCUUGCCCCACCAAACCUCUGGAUUUCAUGACAUUCAGCUACUACAACACCAGGUAGCCUGAGCAGUUUGCCCAAUGGAAAAAGACAAGGCCUUAACCCUUUCAUAGGUCGCCUGGUGUAGCAGCAGAAGACAGGAAGGGAAGGCAGGAGCUGACCCAAAGGAAGGAAAGAUCCAGUGACAGACGGACAGACACCUUGCUGCUUGUGAGCAAGCAUGCAGCAUCAGCAACAUCCACCGUAGCAGAAGUGGCAUCCAGAAUUUUUGCACUUUUUAAUAAUUGGUUUGGGUUUGGUUUUAAUUGCUUUUCAAUGCCAUAAUCUAAUACUUUGGAGAGUGGAGAGAAGCAGGAUCAUGACUUUUUAAAAUUGGAACAGCUACUGAUGAUGUAAAAUUGAGUUCACUGGGACUCAAAGACUUUUAUAUACUGUAUAUAAAUAUAUAUGUAAAUUGUACAGUUGUCUUGUACAGGGUUGGAGUCACUGUUCUAUUCCUCCCUUUGCUUUUGAAGGCUGUUACGGCUAGAGAGACAGUUUGCCUUUACUGGAUUACAGUAAUGCAUUUAUUUCUGCCACCAAACCAUCAUUCAGUGGCAAACCUUAACACCCCCAUGCGGAAAGGAGCCAGUGUAUCAGCAUGACUUGUUCUUGCAGAUGUGCACACAGUGUACCAGAUACCAAAUGCUUCUUGAGAGCAUCUGAACCCCCUUUCUUACUGUAAAGCCUGUGCAACUCACAGGGCUUUUGAGAGCACAGAUUUCAUAUAAGUAUUGGUGCACUGCAAAGCUGCUUAAAGUAGGGAUAGAAAAGGGUUGUAUUAAGGACAUAUAAAAGUAGUUUCUGCACCUGUUGCAAGUUGGACAGAAAUGAAUUACAAUUGCAUUGCUAUCCAGGCUCAGAUGAUAUACUUAGGAAAGAUGUGCCAUGCCUCUGGAAUCUAAUGCUGUAGGAAUGAUGUGGGAGCUGUAGGUCUAGCAGAGUCAUUGGAAGGAAGCUGUACAUCUUCCUCUCUGAUGAAGUGUUCAUCUAUAUGUCAUACAAGAAUAAAAAUACUAAGAAUCCUGCUAAAAGCAGCAUUAGCCUGCCUGUUGCUUGCCUGAAGAGCAGAGAACAUAGCUGUCAAUGCAGAAAGACACAAUCAUGCUGCUGGUCCCCAAGUGUCUGCUUUACUUAUGUUUCAACACUACAGCUUGGGCUGUGCUCACUGGUCUGUCAGAAAUGACUAUUCUUGUCCUUGAUGAUUGUGAAUCCAAGCUUCCCUCCUGCACAGUGCUGUGCCUGCCUAGCUUAGAGUAUCCACUCUUCCUAAUUUGCUGUUACCAGUGUUACCUGUGUUAGAUGACACUGGAGUUUGAUGAACAAUAACAGUGAAGGCUUGGAGUUGAAGAGUCUGGUGUUCUUGGAGGCCACAGGGGCUUUUUCAACAACGAGAAGUUUUACCAAAGUUGUUUCUUUUGCAGGGGCACCCAUAUCAGCAGUCCUAGGUUUGGGCAGAGUGUGAUGGGACAGUGUUUUGCUUUAUGUAUUUCCAACCACUGGCAGCACUCACCUGUUCUGAGCAGCCUCCCACUUCAGACCUGGUGACCCUUAUGCCACUUGUCUCUGUUAGAAGAAACUGUAGUCAGAGAUGAUGAUAUGCCAUGCUAAUGAGAUCACACCAACAAUUGCUUGCAACAGCACUGGGUUACUGUAGAGACUGGAGUCAUUCUUUGAGUCUAUAUCCCUGUUGCUUUGGUAAAAGAUGUUACAACAAAGCAUCUUCAAUCUGUGUCAUGUCAUCAUGAGAAUAGUAUUAGAUAAAUCCAUUACAAAAAAAAGUGUCCUGAUGCAGUAAGUUAGUGAUUGUUGGCAAAAUGGAAAGUUACAAAAAAAAAAAAAAAGCCAAAAAUAGUUCUGUAAGUAACUGUUUAAGUGUAGUAAUAACUUCUGGGAAGUAGAUUGGAGCUAAUUAAAACAUGUAGCUUGGUUGAAAACACCUCUGGUAAUCUCUGAAAUAUACAUCACACCACCAUAAUAUAAAGAUGUCAUCUCUCUAGCAAGAGCAGAUCCUGCUGCUGGAUAUUCAUGGUUUCUCACAUACAAUGUAUGUGCUUUUCUGGUCUGCAAGCUCCCACCUUCUUGAUUGCUUCUUCCCUUUUUUUUUUUUCUUCCUUUUUUUUUAAAUGCCCAGGGCAUAUCUUUUGUGUGUUGAAAUAAUUUGGUUUAGUGUAUAGUUAGAAAUGUCCUUGUCACACUCACUAAUUCUAUAGUAGGAGUAAAGAAUGAAUCCAAUGUAUAAAAAAACCCUCUCCUUUUAAAUAUGCUAGUUUUAGGAAUUUAAAGAUCUGGCUGCUGGGUUGAUUGGUGUUUGGUGGUUUGGGUUUUUGGGGUCUUUUGGGGGGGUGGGGUUUUUUUUUGUUUGUUUGUGUGUUUGUUUUUUAAUGUAUAGUUGCAUCAGCAGAAGCAACCAAUUGGAUGCCUAUAGGAGUUUUGUCAGCCAGGCACUGGGGCUGGGCAAUGCCCCACAGGAUUGUGGGGGGACUACAGAGCUGCUAAAACUCACUGCAUCUUUUCUUCUGGAAAUGUAAAUAAAUCACCCAACCAAGACUCCUACCUGUCACAUAAAUUCUGCUGACUUCCUUUUUCUCAUCCUUGUGUCCUUCCCCUCCAAGAAGCCUGCAUUCACAUAAAGUUUGCAAUUAAAAUUGGGUCAGUUCUUCAAGGAAGCCAGACAAAGGGGUGGCUGUUGAUUAGCUUUGGCAUUAGUGGGUGUUCAUGUUGCUAUGCUAGAGCUGACUUUAUGGAUGGAUUGGGGACUAAGCAUUAUAUUGCUCCCCUUUUACAAGAAAAGUCCAAGUCCCUGCAUCCUGAUUUGUGUGGGUCUCUGAGCAGCUUCUGGUAAUACUUGUACACUGCCAUGGAAGACCCAAAAAGCAUGAUUGUGUAAUGUCCAAGUAGAUGUUAGGUUACUUGUUCUGGUUUUGUGUUGGAGGAUCAUGCAGACAGUACUGGUCUUGAUUAAUACAACCCAUGCUAUAAGCUGUCCAAACACUGUACUCAUCAGAAGAUCUUCAGCUGCCUGCUUCCCCUGUUGCUUUCAUUGCCAAAAAGCUGGCCAGUCCAUGUGGCUGCCAGGCCAAAUGUGUCCUUAUCUGGUGGUGGUAAGCAUUCUUCUGCUCUGCCUUGCAUCAGUAGCAUUUUACUGAAGCUGGGACAUGGGGAGUGUCAGUAUUGUGUCUGGAAGUAGACACUGUGCAUGUGUCUCCUCAUCUGUCAAGUCUUCCUGGGCCUCUCCAACUCUACUUUGAAUGACAGUUGAAAACAGCAGAGAAGAGAACCAGGACCCCACAGUGCAAGUCAUCUGUUCCUCCUGCCAAAAGAAAAAAAAUCUUUCCUUUUUUGCUGAUCCUCCAAGGGCAUAGUAUGUUGGAGGAAACUGCAUUAUGGUGGGAUUCAUAUGUGUGAAGGCACUGCUUUCCAUGGCUUGAGUUUAUAUUGACUUACCCUACCCCAGCACAUUUUUGCCUAUGGCAUCAUUUGUUAAACUGAAAGGCAUCUGUUUGGUUUUGGUUUUGUAAUAAAAUAGAUAACUUUU
Pseudopipra pipra is the source of this 5053-nucleotide messenger RNA. RefSeq names its product SPARC related modular calcium binding 1 (gene SMOC1). Gene Ontology annotation, biological process: extracellular matrix organization. Gene Ontology annotation, cellular component: basement membrane. The coding region runs from base 118 to 1539 and encodes 473 amino acids. The record is from RefSeq and is a predicted model, not a curated record. NCBI's taxonomy places the organism in Eukaryota, Metazoa, Chordata, Aves, Passeriformes, Pipridae. The transcript is spliced from 14 exons. Gene Ontology annotation, molecular function: extracellular matrix binding; protein binding; heparin binding.